This is a messenger RNA of Olea europaea var. sylvestris, 2272 nucleotides long. RefSeq names its product F-box/kelch-repeat protein At5g42350-like. Gene Ontology annotation, cellular component: SCF ubiquitin ligase complex. The transcript is spliced from 3 exons. Lineage: Eukaryota; Viridiplantae; Streptophyta; Magnoliopsida; Lamiales; Oleaceae. The record is from RefSeq and is a predicted model, not a curated record. Gene Ontology annotation, molecular function: protein binding. Bases 363 to 2108 code for a protein of 581 amino acids.
GAAGGAAAGAAAGGAAAAUUGAACCUAUAAAAAAAAAAAAACAAAAGGCAAAUACGAUGGUGCUGCUAAGUAUGGGAAGGAGCCAAGGAGGCCGAGUUGAUUGAUAUCUCAAGGGUCACAUUUAUAAUCAUCACUUUAUCAAGUUGGUCGUUCACCUUUACUAAAAAUUAAUUCCCAACCAACGGGUUCGAUAGAAAAGAUUAUGGCAAAUUGGCAAUAUAUCAAGAAUCCCAAUGAGAUCUUGUUUGGUAGUGAAUCUUGAAAUGGGUUAUGAAAAAAUGGGUGAAUAAAAGCAUGAGAUAAUCACUAGCCAAAUAGCCAGAAAAUUCAUGUAUUUAUAUGUCUUUUGAAAAUAAAGAUACAUGGUGAUGUCUCAGCGAUUAAUAGAAGAAGAACCUAUUAGUAAGGGACUUGAGUCUUCGAGUGUGUCAAAACGCCUCGUCAGAAGUUUGAGCCAGAAACUGAAAAUAAAGAACCACAGAAAUGAAGGCGAUGAAAUGGAUGUUACAAGUGGCGUGUCGUUGGGAUGUCUUGAUCUUUAUGGAAGAGUCAGAGGCUGCAAAGUAGGUGAUGACAUAGGUGAAGAGUCUAAAGAUUCAGGAAGUAGAAGGCAGUCAAGUGCCAAUGAAGAAGGGAAAGUGUACAGUAUAAUAAUAUGUGGCAAUGAGGAAGCUACUGUAGAUUGCUUUCCGUAUUUGAUAAAAGAGAGAUUCUGGAGGAGGAAUAGCAGAAGGCUUUCAGCAUAUGAAGAAACGCAAAAAAACACUAGCGUGAAUACUUUUCUUCCCGAUGACAUUCUUGAACUGUGCUUGGUGAGGCUCCCAGUGACAACUCUUAUGAACGCUCGUCUUGUAUGCAAGAAAUGGAGAAACUUGACAAAAUCACCUCGGUUCAUGCAGAUGAGACUGGAGGGUUUAUACCAAAGUCCGUGGAUGUUUCUGUUUGGUGCUGUUAAAGAUGGUUAUUGUUCUGGGGAAAUACAUGCAUUGGAUGUUUCCCUCGAUGUGUGGCACAAAAUAGAUGCUCAAAUUCUCAAGGGACGGUUUCUGUUUUCUGUUACAAGCAUUGGGGAAGAUAUUUACAUUGUCGGAGGUUGUUCUAGCUUGACCUGCUUUGGAAGGGUGGAUAAAAGCUCAUUUAAGACGCAUAAAGACGUUUUGGUAUUUAGCCCACUGACUAAAUUAUGGCGUAAAGCUGCACCCAUGAAGUACAGCAGAUCAUCUCCAGUUUUAGGAAUUUCUCAGAUCAGUCCAGAUUGUUUGAUCGCUAGAAAUCAGCAAAGUCGAGACAGACGUUCUUACAGGUCAAGAGUUGGUGGUACAUCAGAUGUUUAUGAGGAUCCUCGCAGACUUUCAGUAAGAUGCCAAUUUGGACACUCCCCCAGUGAAAAUAAUAAUUCGUUCUUUCCAGUUACAAAGCGAUACAAAUCGAUAGGACAAAAACAUGAAAAUUCACAUACGAAAGAUGGUCAAAGUUUUGUAAUGAUUGCGGUGGGAGGUCUUGGCUCCUGGGAUGAACCACUAGAUUCUGCGGAAAUUUAUGAUUCAAUAUCCAACAAAUGGACAGAGAUCCAGAGAGUACCUCUGGAUUUUGGGGUGGCUUGUUCUGGUGUUGUAUGUGAUGGGAUUUUCUACGUUUACUCAGAAAGCGAUAACCUUGUUGGUUACAAUAUAGAAAGAGGAUACUGGGUUACAUUUCAAACAACUUCAUGCCCACCUCGUGUGCACGAGUACUAUCCAAAAUUUAUAUCGUGCAACAGUCGGCUAUUCAUGCUUUCUGUAUCGUGGUGUGAGGGAGACGGUCAAAUAGGCAGAAGAAACAAAGCAGUUCGGAAGCUCUGGGAACUUAACCUUGUGCAUCUUACUUGGACAGAAGUGUCAAUGCACCCUGAUGCCCCGAUGGACUGGAAUGCUGCUUUUGUCACUGAUGGAAAUAGUAUAUUUGGGAUCGAAAUGUUCAAGAUAUUCGGCCAGGUGUUGGACUUUGUGACAAUGUGCGAUGUGUCUGACAACGGAAUGAAGUGGAAUCAUGUUUCGAGGAAUCACGUGGCACACGAUCUGGAUGCUUCUUCAUGCUUAACAAAGACGAUGACAGUGCUGCGUUUAUAACUAGUAUAAUGAUAUCCUGAUUCAUGAUGUCGUUUCUUACUCGAGAGUCGAGUUAUUUCUGAUCAUGUUGUACAUGCUAUUUAUCGUCAGUUAUUUUUCUGAAUGUUUGUCUGGUACUAAUGUUAUUCAUUCACAACUAUAGAAUUAACUUGUGUAUUUGUUUC